This is a messenger RNA of Eupeodes corollae, 3883 nucleotides long. RefSeq names its product carboxylesterase 5A-like. Lineage: Eukaryota; Metazoa; Arthropoda; Insecta; Diptera; Syrphidae. The coding region runs from base 40 to 1986 and encodes 648 amino acids. The record is from RefSeq and is a predicted model, not a curated record. The transcript has 3 exons.
AGGUUAGUGCAUCAUUGCUUGUUCUAACAGCCACAUAAAAUGAAUUUAAACACUCUUCUCGUUAUUUUUAUUUGCACGGAUAUUACCACUACUGAAAGUCUACGGAUUAAACGAAUUGUUGGUGGUAGAGAAGCAGCUAAGCCGCCACCGGACGAUCCAGUUGUUUUCACGAGAGUAUACAAUAGAUAUGCGCGAGUAGAAGGGAUCCGGAAUUCCAUAACUGGAGUUUAUUCAUUUUUAGGACUAAGAUUCGCAUAUCCGCCGGUAGGUGUGAACCGCUUCAGUCGGCCCAGGUAUCGGAGGUUAGAAGGUGAUAUCAAUGCCACAAGACACGGGCCACCUUGUCCACAACCACACUACGAUAAACCAAAUUUCGUGAUUGGCAAUGAAGAUUGUCUUCUCCUUAAUAUAUAUACACCACAGAUGCCUGACGAAACUACGGGUCUUCCCGUAUUUGUAUGGAUUCAUCCAGGGGCAUUUCGGUACGGAUCUGCAGCCCAAUAUGAUGCCGAACCUAUAGCUAAGAGUGGAUUGAUAAUUGUUGCCAUUCAAUAUAGACUCGGGACUUUGGGCAUCAUUGGCGAUGGAAGUAAACAGUUCAAUGGAAACCUCGCUAUGUUUGAUAUGGCGGCAGCGUUGAGAUGGGUAAAAGAGUACAUAGCGUUUUUUGGAGGGGAUCCCAGGCAGAUAAAACUUAUAGGUCACGGAUCGGGUGCAGCAAGUGCUAUGUUUUUAUCUAUGUCGCCUCGUAGUGGGUCAGUUACAGGCGUGGUAGCCAUGUCAGGAUCUGCUCUGUCCCAAUAUGCUAAGGACGACACACCAGUGCAGUCGCUACAAGAGAUUGCUAAAAUAAAUGAAUGCCCCACAACGAAUGAAACGGAAGUUGUGUUUUGCCUCAGAAAGAAAACUGCCGAAGAAAUUGUGUUAAAGGAUUCUCAAGCGCAAAAAGAUCGUCUGUAUGGACGGGCGGUGAUUAAAAAAUUAUCUGGAUGCGUUGGAUUCAACCCCCACGUAGAGCAGCCGAACGAUGAAAGAGGGUUACCAGGAAUUACCACGGAUCAGCCCGAAGAGUCAAUAUCAAAAGGAAAUUUUUCAAAAAUACCCCUCCUGAUCGGUGUUGCUAAGCAAGAAACAGCCAAUGCCAUUAAUCUUAACUCUACAAAUGAUUUGCAGAAAUCAGCAGAGAGUAUUUUAAAUUCUCUUGUUGAUACGUUACCAAGCUUAAAAUCAUUUCUUCGUGUGGAUGAAUUGACGGAAAAUAUUAUGAAACCGAUUUUGCCAGGUGCUGAAAGUCUUAGUUUUGGAUUAAAAGAUUUACUUAAAGUGCCUGCAUCUCUUGACACUCUUCAAAUAAUUUCCAAGAUCACCAACUUAACAACUGAUGUUCUUUUCAACUUGCCUGCCGUAUUAACUGCACAAACAUGGGCAAAGACAUCUUCAGCUUAUCUAUACAGUUUUGAAUACGAAGGUUCCACGUCUAAAGGUGUCAAUUUUCUCCGUGGCCUUCCUAUUGUUGCUUCGGAAACGAAUGUAUCGUCUAUUGGCCAUGGGGAUGAACUUGGUUACAUUUUCAAUGCAAAUGAUGUUGAGGGCAAUCCUCUGCCGAAUACAAGCUUAACGAAACCUGAAGAUAUUCAAGUCCGACACAAUUUUAUAUCUCUUCUAACUAAAUUUGCCAAAGCGAAUAGUGACGAUGAGGCUUCUUUUUUUAAAAGUUUGAUCGCUGGAGGCGAUGGUACACCUUUUAUAAAAAUCGAUACGAAAAUUAAACUUUUUCCAGAUUUUAGGGUUUGCGAACUGCUAUUGUGGGGUGUUCCGUUGAAGCCAUUACAAUCAACAACGUGCCAGGAUUUUGCAAAAACCAUACUUUCGGUGAAAAAUGUAUUGAGCAAUUUUACAUCAGAUUUCACUGAUACGAUCCAGUCAGGUCUUGGAAGUGUCGGUAACGCUGGGGGACUGCCAAAUGUAGGUGGUUUACUCGGAUAAGAAAGCUGUUUUUAUAGACCUUUGGUUCUCAUUCAUCUUAGUAUAUAUUUAAAACAAUAACAAUUUUUGUUUACAACCAAAAAAUAUAUUUUUGGAAAAAAAAAGUAAAGAUAUUUGCCUUGAACUUAUUUUGUAAUUUAAAGGGCAUUGGCAAGAGUUUACCAAAGUUUUAAAAUUAUUCAUCAACUCUUCGUAGUUUAAAAGAAAAAAUACCGCAUUAAAUUUGUUUAAAGGAAAUAAUUAUAAAAAAAAAGUAUUUUCUACCACUUGCCUUGAAAAAAUAAGAGAAACGUUUUAUGAACAGUUUACUUCUACCAAAGUUCUUAACUCUCUUAUGCAUUUGUGUUAUUUGGGAUCAGAUUCGAAUUUCUUCGUAAUCUGAUGUUAUACUUUUUCCAUAAAUGUAUGUUUAUUUUUAUAAAUAUAAGAUAUUUAUUCAAAAUAUUCCUAUUUGCACAGUGGAAUUAUUUGAUUGAAAAACUUAAUUCAUGCAAGAAAACUUGGGCAGUAGCAGCUUAUCAAAAUACGACUUCUCUUUUCAGCUUUGUACCCUUACGAAGGACAGUGGGCACUUUCUUUUUUUACCUCUUCAAGACCUAUACUAUUAAGUCUAUUGUUUCAUCAUACUUUAAAACUAGUGGAAUUUAAUCAAAAAUCCCUUUUUAUUUAUUUUGAAAAAAUGGUGUUUUAGAAAAGGGCUAUUUUAUAAAAAGUAAAACGAAUAAUUCUUCAGGAUCACAAGAAAAAACACUUUGCUUUUAUUAUUUUUUCCAGACAAGGUUCGCAUAUUUUCAAUAUUUUACCCUAAGUCCAAACAAGAAACUGAUGACAAAUUGCUAUACCGUUUUUUAUUAAGUGUAUAGCGUAGUUAAAUUAUGAAAACCUCACUUUUUAAUGCCGUUAUCAAUUUUUGAAUAAAGUGGAAACCUUCGUUUCUGUUAUUUUAUCCAUCACUACAUACACAAACCAAAAUGUGUGAGAUAUAUUUUUUUCCGAAUAGAAGAUGAUACAUAUGUAUAUAUGCAUGUAUAUGUAAAUAAUACUUAAUGAAAAGAACGAUCGGUAUUUUGCUCGUAGAAUCAACCGAAUUGAAAGCUUAAGACUUCUACAUACUUUUAUUCUAUGGGGACUAGUUUCAAAACCGCUGAAGAUCAGAGUUUUUUUUUCAAAUUGUAUAUGUUAAAUGUUUUUGUAUAUUAUAUAUUUGGUUUCCUGUACCUUAAAGUUAAAUUUUCUAUGUAAAUACUUAACGGAUCUUGAUGAUUUAUAUAUUAAACAAAAAGUAUCAUUUUUGUCAAAAAUAGUUUUCAUUUGAUAUAUAAAACCUCCAGUUCCAUUCGGUACAUAAGAAGGCUUUGUGUCUCGUGCGUCGUCAUAAAAUGCAAUUUUUAAGUAGUGAUAAACUUUUAUUUGGUAGCAAUUUCAAAUCCGUUGGUCUCACGCCCUACUCCAAAUUCACAUUUGACAUAAUCCUUUGUUUCCUUUAUUCUAAAAUAUAUAAUUUUUCGUUUUAAAUUUGGACAGUGACUGAAAAACAUUGAACAAAACAAAAUAUGAACGACAAAUAACUCUUAUUGGAUUCAUACUUUUAGGUUGUUUUAAGAGCAAUCUCCACAAUUUUGAUGAGUUUUUGGCGCAUGUCUAAGUUACUGUGGUGAUGUGGGCUUUUCUAAAGAACAAAAUUUUCUAAAUAUUAACGCAAAUAAUAAUUAAUUCUGUAAUGUAUUUUUAUGUAUAAAAAAAUAAUAAUGCAAUAUAUUUACAAACAAAAAGAAAACUUUAUACCAAAGGUUAUGGUUUGAUUUUUUUUUUAUUUUAGAUGUAAAUUUAUAUAUAAAUGUAUUCCUUAUACACAUAUAUAUUAAUUUUUAAAUAAAAUGUAUGAACUUAUAAGUGA